CUAGACCGACGGCCGAUCCCACAUCCAUCAGUGCGCGCGCCUCUCAACUCCUCCUCAAGACCCUCCUCAACUCCUCAACUUCGAGGGCGAAAAGUUCUGGCCACGAGUAGUUCCUGCCCAAGGUGAUUUUCAGUUCCUUACUUGAUUUUUUUGUUUUCCUCUUGGGAACUUUUGGGUGGAGGCUUUGAUUUUUUUGUGUGUGGAAGCUACUUUGGGGAGCGAGGAGGGGGGGAAAGUGCAAUUUGAUGGAGAAAAGCGACUCCUUGUUUUCCCACACGUCCCAUCCCUUAAGCCACCACUUCUAGAAGAUUAAAGUUGUUGGACGUGGGGACAGCCGAGAGGACAGGACUUCUUUCCAGGUGGAGCCCCUCCACCGCCUGUAGAGUCUGUGCCUCCUGCGUGCAUGUGUGCGCCAGCCGCGGCGCGGGGUGCGUUGCUCUGCUUUGGAGUCUCAGCUGGGACCAGAGUGAAUGGCCCCCAGGGGCUGCGCGGGGCCUCUGCCUCCGCCACCUUCUCCACAGACCUGGGUCUGGCCCAGAAAGAUGCUAGCCAUGGGGGCGCUGGCAGGCUUCUGGGUUCUCAGCCUCCUCACUUAUGGUUACCUGUCCUGGGGCCAGGGCUUGGAGGAGGAGGAAGAAGGGGCUUUGCGAGCUCAAACUGGAGCGAGACUGGAGCCCAGCGUAACCGCCGUGUCCCAGCCCCAUCUCAUUUUCAUCCUAGCGGAUGAUCAGGGAUUUAGAGAUGUGGGUUACCAUGGAUCAGAGAUAAAGACUCCCACUCUUGACAAGCUUGCUGCCGAAGGAGUUAAACUGGAGAACUACUAUGUCCAGCCUAUUUGCACACCGUCCAGGAGUCAGUUUAUUACUGGAAAGUAUCAGAUACACACCGGACUUCAACAUUCUAUCAUAAGACCUACCCAGCCCAACUGCUUACCUCUGGACAAUGCAACCCUACCUCAGAAGCUGAAGGAGGUUGGAUAUUCAACACAUAUGGUUGGAAAAUGGCACUUGGGUUUUUAUAGAAAAGAAUGUAUGCCCACCAAGAGAGGAUUUGAUACCUUUUUUGGUUCCCUCUUGGGAAGUGGCGAUUACUAUACACACUACAAAUGUGACAGUCCUGGGAUGUGUGGCUAUGACUUGUACGAAAAUGACAAUGCUGCCUGGGACUAUGACAACGGCAUAUACUCCACACAGAUGUACACUCAGAGAGUGCAGCAAAUCUUAGCUUCCCAUGACCCCAGAAAGCCUAUAUUUUUAUACAUUGCCUACCAAGCUGUGCACUCUCCACUGCAAGCCCCUGGGAGGUAUUUUGAACACUACAGGUCCAUUGUCAACAUAAACCGACGCAGGUAUGCUGCCAUGCUUUCCUGCCUAGAUGAAGCAAUUAAUAAUGUGACCCUGGCUCUCAAGACAUACGGUUUCUACAACAACAGCAUUAUCAUAUACUCUUCAGAUAACGGUGGUCAGCCCACAGCAGGAGGAAGCAACUGGCCCCUGAGAGGGAGCAAAGGAACCUAUUGGGAGGGAGGGAUCCGGGCUGUUGGCUUCGUGCACAGCCCGCUCCUGAAGAACAAGGGCAGCGUGUGUAAGGAGCUCGUGCACAUCACGGACUGGUACCCCACUCUGAUUUCACUGGCUGAAGGGCAGAUCGACGAGAGCAUUCAGCUGGAUGGCUAUGACGUCUGGGAGACCAUCAGCGAAGGCCUUCGUUCUCCCCGGGUGGACAUCUUGCACAACAUCGACCCCAUUUAUACCAAGGCGAAGAACGGCUCUUGGGCUGCAGGCUAUGGGAUCUGGAACACGGCCAUUCAGUCCGCGAUCAGGGUGCAGCACUGGAAGCUGCUCACAGGGAACCCGGGGUACAGUGACUGGGUGCCCCCUCAGUCCUUCAGCAACCUGGGCCCCAACCGAUGGCACAACGAGCGCAUUACCUUGUCAACCGGGAAGAGCGUGUGGCUAUUCAACAUCACAGCCGACCCCUACGAGAGAGUGGACCUUUCCGGCCGGUAUCCCGGGGUCGUAAAGCAGCUCCUCCGCAGGCUCUCCCAGUUCAACAAAACCGCGGUGCCGGUCAGGUACCCCCCCAAAGACCCCAGAAGUAACCCUCGGCUCAACGGGGGAGUCUGGGGGCCAUGGUAUAAAGAGGAAAGCAAGCAAAAGAAGCCAAGCAAAAAGAAGGCUGAGAAAAAGCAGAGGAAAAGUAAGACGAAGAAGAAACAGCAGAAGGAACGCUCGUUUCCAAACUGCCAUUCAGGGAUUUCUCGUGGAUAAGGACAAAUUUUCUUCCUGUCUUCAGUUCAGUUCAGUUCAGUCGCUCAGUCGUGUCCAACUCUUUGCGACCCCAUGAAUAGCAGCACACCAGGCCUCCCUGUCCAUCACCAACUCCCGGUGCCUACUCAAACUCAUGUUCAUCGAGUCAGUGAUGCCAUCCAACCAUCUCAUCCUCUGUCGUCCCCUUCUCCUCCUGACUUCAAUCUUGCCCAGCAUCAGGGUCUUUUCCAAUGGGUCAGUUCUUUGCAUCAGGUGGCCAAAAUAUUGGAGUGUCAGCUUCAGCAUCAGUCCUUCCAAUGAACACCCAGGACUGAUCUCCUUCAGGAUGGACUGGUUGGCUCUCCUUGCCGUUCAAGGGACUCUCAAGAGUCUUCUCCAACACCACAGUUCAAAAGCAUCCAUUCUUCAGCACUCAGCUUUCUUUAUAGUCCAACUUUCACAUUCAUACAUACAUGACUACUGGAAAAAUCAUAGCUUUGACUAGAUGGACCUUUGUUAGAUCUGUUGGAUUUUUGUUGGAUCUUUGUUGGAUUUUUCCUCUCUGGUUAAACUUAAAUCAGUGCCGAGUUUUCAACCAGUUUCUGGAUGAACCAGCAAAUUUGGCUCAAUCGGAUCCCUGCCAUCAGCAUCAGACAGGUUUCAUAUUGUGCUACCCCAUGGAAAUCGUGCUCCAUGCCAAAGGUGCUGCUGUGGGGAGCCACACUUCAAGCAGAAUGGAGAUGUUUGUUUCUCUUGCUCCUUUAUGAAAGGUGGUCAGUGAAGAGUUCAGCUGUCGUACUUCAGUCAGUUGACCAAACACUAUGUUUUAAAUUAUAGCAUUGAACUUUAACCAGCAAUUGAUGGACAUGCCAAUUUAAUGGAACUUACAGGGUAGCAUGAUUAAAAACUACCUUUGAUGAAGCCUAGUCAAAAGUUGCAUCACCUCAAAGGCCUUGAAAAUGCUUUUUUCUUAGUGAAUUUUUGUAUUUCUAUCACAGGACACUUGGGUUUUUUAAGUGAAUUCUAUUUCAUACGUCGUUUCCUUUCCUGUGAAAAAUAAGCUGUUUUUCUCACAUGUGAACAGCUUGCACCUCACUUUAUCAUGCAUGAGAGAAUGGCAAAUAAGAAUGUUUCAGCACACUGCCAAAACGUGAAUGUAACUAUUUUCUAAACACUUUAACAGAAUGAUGUUUCAACACAAAGUACAUAAUUUAUUUUUACAGAAAAAAUAUUAUUUUGUUUUCAUAAAAUUAUACAAAUGAAUUUUAAUUAUUUUAUUUUAUUUUCUACAUACCAUUAGAAGAAUUUUAUUUCAUAUUGUCAAGAUUAUCAAGCACUGUAAUACUAUAAAUUAAUAGUGUGUGAAUUUGUAGAAUAUAAGAAUUAAAAAGUGACAAACAUCAUUGUUCAACCAUUAUUGUGAAUGUAAGAAGAUGAAUAUAUUCCUUACAAAUUGCUUGGAAAUUCAGUGUUUGUAUAGAAUUGAGAGACAACUUUAUUGUUUCUAUCAUAAACACUUUAUUUAUGUAUCUUAAUUAUUAAAAUGACAUAUUUUUUAGCACCAGCAAAUUGUGUGGCUUUUCUGAUUUAAUGUCUCUAUAGAAUUACAUUUGUCAUUUUAACAAACAGAAGUCUUUACAAAUAGGCAAAUGAAAGUACGAUUUGCUAACAAACAUAGUAACAAAAUGGAUUUUGCAAAUACACAAUGUUUACACCUGGCUGCUGCAUGGAGAAGAGUGUUCUCUUGUUAAUAAAUAAGAUUUAUAAUGACCUUAAUCUUACACCAAGUGAACAUGGAAGAAAGAUACCAAGAAGUGAGAAUAUGGAUCCUACCUAGAGUCGUUAAACAUCUGGUUUGAAAUUCACACAUGCAGACAUCAUGAGGCAGAUUACAGGAGCACGGUCUGUAGUGAAGUUUAUCAUGAGUGAUCGGUGAGGACAAGUGGAUGUGGUCCCCGUCAGCCCUGGAGUUCUCUUUAAGGUGCUUUCUCCUGACGCUACCUGUAAGUCUCAAAGUGUUUACACUUGAAAAAUCUAGAGUGAGAACUAUGAUGUGUGAUAUUACAACUGUGAUAAAAGAAAUGUAUGCACAUUUCUUGUUUUUUUUCUUGAGAUAACAGUGGAAUAUUACUCAGCCAUAAAAAAUGAAACAAUGCCAUCUGCAACAAUAUGGACAAACCUAGAGAUUGUCAUACUGAGUGAAGUGCAUUAGACAGAGAAAGACAAAUAUCAUAUCAUAUUGCUUACAUAUGGAAUCUUAAAGCAUGGUACAAAUGAACUUAUUACAAAACAGAAAUAGAGUCACAAAUGUAGGCAAAAAACUUAGGGUUACCAAGGGGGAAAGAAUGAGGGGAGGGGUAAAUUGGAAGAUUGGGAUUGACAUAUAUACACUACUAUGUAUAAGAUAGAUAAGCAGUGAGGGCCUACUGUAUAGCAGAGGGAACUCUACUCAAUACUUUGUAAUGACCUAUAUGGGGGAAAAGAUCUAAAAAAGAACAGAUAUAUGUUUAUGUAUAAUUGAUUCACUUUGCUAUACAGCAGAAACCAGCAUAACUUUGUAAUCAAUUGUACUCUAAUAAAAAUCAAGUUAAUAAAAAGAAA
Molecule: messenger RNA, 4850 nt
Organism: Dama dama (fallow deer)
Lineage: Eukaryota; Metazoa; Chordata; Mammalia; Artiodactyla; Cervidae
Gene: ARSJ
Product: arylsulfatase family member J
Exons: 2
Coding region: 471-2270 (599 amino acids)
Source: RefSeq, a predicted model, not a curated record